Messenger RNA from Physella acuta, 2336 nucleotides. RefSeq lists its product as uncharacterized. NCBI's taxonomy places the organism in Eukaryota, Metazoa, Mollusca, Gastropoda, Physidae. The record is from RefSeq and is a predicted model, not a curated record. Gene Ontology annotation, molecular function: protein binding.
UUCUUAACGUGUGAGACACGAGGUGAAAUAUUAUAACUGAACCCAACAUAAUUAGAAGUCUAUUAUUAUCUGAUUAAUAAACAGUUUGAAAAUUUAUAUUAAGUCUACAACUUCUUGAGUUAGGGCCUGGGUUAAAGAUUGUUAAACAAUGAACAGGCAAGAAGUAUGUCUCCAGAUUGUCCAGGGUCUGGAGAAUGUGUGGAACGAGAACAUUUUAUUUGACUUUGCAGUGAGAGUUCAGGAUAAAACCAUCGAAUGCCAUCGUCUCGUCCUAGCGGCGUGUUCAGAAUUUUUCAGGGCGCUGUUCAGGUCUGGGAUGAAAGAAGUCACAGAAAACUGUGUAGUGCUUGAAGAUGUGUCAUGCCAAGUUUUCCGCUUAAUUUUGGAUUUCAUAUACAAAGGAAUAAACACGAUUUCUCCAGAUAAUUUUAUUGAAGUUUGGAGAGCAGCACAUAUGCUACAGUUUAACUUCCUUGUGAGUUUUUGUGAGGAGUUUUCUAUUGGAGCAUGCUCCCUUGACACCUGGGAAAACAUUUAUACAAAUGCAAAACUUUUUGGUUCGGAAAAAGUUCUCAAUCACCUCCAUACAUUUAUGUUAAAGAACUUUGAACAGAUUAGUCUUUCAUCAACAUUUCUUCAACUUUCUUUCAAUGAACUCGAAAAUUUGUUAAAAAGCCAAGACCUUGGUGUUACCACAGAAGAUUUAGUUCUUCAAUCAGUGAUCAAGUGGAUUGAAUAUGUAUCUCCUAGUCAGAUAAACGAGUGUUUGAAUGAUAAUCUGGAUUUAUCAAUUAGCAAUAAUGAUUUGAAGACUCAAUCUACUUUACCAAGUCAAGAUGAAAAUGAAUUUGAAGAAAAGGCUACUUAUCUUAAUGAUGAUACAAGAAAAGAUGUAGAAGUUUUCACUUCUGCUAAAAGAGAUUUCAAUGACAUGUUUACUGAUUUAUCAAAGGCUUCUAUGCAAACAGUGUACAUGUCUAGAAAAGACAAACUGACAGAACUGUUGAAGCUAGUGAGGACACAUCUGGUUUCUCCUGCUCUCUUAUCUGAAGUCCUAAAGAUGGAAUUAGUUUUGGAAAAUGAGGAUUCUAAAAAAAUAUUGGUCGACGCUGUGUCAUAUCAUACCAAUGAUUUUAGACAUGGUCAGUGGCCAUCAGCGGCUAUCCACAGAUCUAGUAGUGAGUACAUACAUGCUGGGGUGUUUGCUGUUUGUCCCGGACUUUUAGCAUGUGUAGGCGCCUGCUCAGAAGAACCAGUUGAUGUUGUAAGAUGUGAAAAUAUAGCCUGUAAGCAACUCGUCACUUUUGACAAUGAGCUCUAUGCUACAGGAAUACACAACAACCAACCCAAUGGAUCUUGUCAAAUGUUUCUUCUUCGUGACAAAGAUUGCAGAGAAAUUAUUGAAAUGCCAAGUCAGAAUGUGUUACUAAUAGCAUUCGGAGACUUUAUCUAUGUCGUAAAUAAAGAUGAUGGAUUUAUAUACAAUAUAAAUCCCAAAGAUAGAAACCCGAGUUUAGAUAAGUUAACACAGUUUCCAGAAAAUAUCGAUGUUAAACAUGCUUCGAUUGUAGAAAAUUUUCUUCUUUUAUUUUGUUCAGAAAUGGAGAACGGCAAUGACGAGACAGCCAUUCAUAAAAUGGAUUUUUCGUCCCAAGUGUGGACUAAAAUUAACAACCUAGAAGGACCAGCAGAACAACUCAUUAGUUUCAGGAAUGACAACUUUAAUUAUAUAUUACAGACAAACGGAAGUUUAUGGCUUGUACCAAAAGCAUCUAACAAUGGAAACAUCGAGUUUACAUUUCUUGCUAAGCUCUGGAAUUUCCAAAAGAGUUUGUAUGGUGCGUUAACGUUUUAUAAAAAACUAAUCAUCAUGGAUGACAAAUCCCAGGGUGGUCCUCCUGAUGAGAGCUGUAGACAAGACGUACCUGGCCACUUUGAUUCAAUUUCUUUCUGGGGAAGAUUUGGCAUUCGUUCAAAUUUUGUUCCAAUCACUAAACUAAAACCAACUGACUUGGACUAAAAUAUUUGAACAAGUGAACUUUUAAACUUGUCAUUGUUGGAAAUUUAAGUUUUUCUGUAUGAUUUUAAAAUUUGUUACCUGUUGAUAUUUUCUCAACAAUUUUUGACCGAUGCUGUGUUGUGUUAAAACUGACUUGGACUAAAAUACUUGAACCAGUGAACUUUUAAACUUGUCAUUGUUGGAAAUUUAAUUUUUUCUGUAUGAUUUUAAAAUUUGUUUCCUGUUGACAUUUUCUCAACAAUUUUUGACCGAUGAUGCUACCCUUAAAUUACGCGGUCUAAAUAUUAUUUGUUACUUGAGUUGUGGAUUAUAAACU